AUGCAUCACGCCAAUUUCAUCUCUCCCCCUCCUUACUCCUAUGAGAACUCGUCUUUUGCUCCGCCACCGCCUCAGCUGGGCCAGAUGUCACGCAGCUGGGACUUCCAGAUGAAGUUCGAGGCGGCGCACGAAGACGUCCGUUGGGCACUAUUGAACACCAUCACCGCAUGGGAAGUUUCGGGAACCGGUCGACCUUGGGAUCAUAUCCCGCGUAACAACAUCCAAAGCGCGUACGAUUCAGCACCCCAAGAUCUCAAGAUCGCUCUUGACUACAUCGUUCAUCAUCAUCUGACUUGCUACUUCAACAACGACACAGACCGGCGAAGGCAUCUCUACUUCAGUCGGCGUGAUGCCGGUUGGCCACCUAUUGGAGGCCCGCGCGUGCUUCUAUCGCCCGACCAAUUUGUAGGAGAGUAUCUCUCCGUCAGAGACAGGGUACAAAAGGCGAUCUUGAGGUCGAUUGCGUGGUGGGAUCGAAAGCAAACGGGCCGAUAUCAAGAGCUGCAUCCUAGCGCCCUAGCUGGUUGGUAUUUGAAUGCGUCCAAUGAACGCAAGAUCAUCAUCAACUGGGCCUUGGAAGUGGGCCUUGAUUACGGUAUCGAUACGUUACGCGGCAUUGCAACUCAGGAAACAAUAAUGCGGACGUCGUUCGAUAGGAUGCACCAGAAUAGGCAGACGACGAGAUCCAUAACCAAGAUGAUCAGUCCGUGA
This is a messenger RNA of Peniophora sp. CBMAI 1063, 711 nucleotides long. Lineage: Eukaryota; Fungi; Basidiomycota; Agaricomycetes; Russulales; Peniophoraceae. The record is from the annotation of a GenBank genome assembly.